AUGGGAAUCCCUCACUUUCUUGCAAUACCAUUUCAAGUUUCAUCACACAUUAAUCCCCUUUUGCAACUCUCUAAUGUUCUAGCAAAACAUGGUUGCAAGGUCACUUUUCUUUACACUGAAUUCAACCACAAAAGAGCAAAAAAUUCUGCUGCUGCUCAAGAUCAUGAUGAUGAGGAAUCAUCAAAGAUGAUAAAGUUUGUGACAUUUCCAGAUGGUUUAGGCCCUGAAGGUGAUAGAAGUGACAGCAUGAAAGUGCUUCAAUCUAUCAAAAGAACAAUGCCUUCUUUGCUUCCAAAGCUCAUAGAAGAUAUCAAUGCUUUGAAUUUUGAGAACAAGAUCACUUGUAUUCUUGUCACAUUUAAUAUGAGUUGGGCCUUGGAAGUUGGUCACCAAUUGGGAAUUAAAUGUGCUGCUCUGUUUCCCUUCUCAGCUACAAGUGUGGCUUCAGUUCAUUUCAUCCCCAAGCUCAUCGAGGAUGGAAUUAUAGAUUCAGAUGGAAACCCCAUCAAAUCACAAGAAAUUCAACUUGCCCCAAAUAUGGCAAUGAUGGACUCUAAACACUUUUUAUGGUGUAACUUAGGCAAUGACUUCUUCAAGCACCUUGUGCAAGAAACUAAAACUAUGGAGUUAUUAGCAGAGUGGUGGCUUUGCAAUAGUGCCUAUGAUCUUGAGUCAGGAGCAUUCUCCAUAUCUCCAAAGCUCCUACCAAUUGGACCAUUGAUGGAAAGUGACAGCAGCAACAACAACAACAACAAAAGUUCUUCAUUCUGGCAAGAGGACACAACAUGCUUAGAAUGGUUGGAUCAACAACAACCUCAAUCUGUUCUAUAUGUUUCAUUUGGUACUUUAGCAGUAAUGGAAUCCAACCAAUUCAAAGAAUUAGCACUUGCACUUGAUCUCAUUGACAAGCCUUUUCUUUGGGUUAUAAGACCAGAUAAUAUGGAUAACAAGAGAAACAACAAAUACCCAGAUGAAUUUCAUGGAAGAAAAGGUAAAAUUGUUGAUUGGGUAUCCCAAAAAAAGAUAUUAAACCACUCUGCCAUUGCUUGUUUCAUAAGUCAUUGUGGUUGGAAUUCUACUAUUGAAGGUGUAUAUAGUGGUGUUCCUUUUCUGUGCUGGCCAUUUUUCAUUGACCAAUUUUGGAAUGAAUCAUAUAUUUGUGAUAUUUGGAAAGUUGGGUUGGGAUUGAACAAGGAUGACAAUGGAUUCAUAUCAAAGGAAGAGAUAAGUAAGAAGGUGUUGCAAUUGCUUGGUGAUGAAGGCAUAAGAGAAAGAUCUUUCAAAUUGAAACAACUGAGUAGGAACAACCUAGCUGAAGGUGGCCAAUCUACAAAGAAUCUUCAAAAUUUUGUCAAUUGGGCAAAAUAAUGCAUUGGAAAAUAAAUUAUUAUUUCUUUGCCUGUGUUGGGUUGAAGAUUCAUUUUUAUCUUCAAUAUAUAUCUUGCUAGAAUAAACAUAAAGCUAAGAUGAUCAUGAUA
This is a messenger RNA of Arachis stenosperma, 1478 nucleotides long. RefSeq names its product UDP-glycosyltransferase 83A1-like. The coding region runs from base 1 to 1368 and encodes 455 amino acids. Gene Ontology annotation, molecular function: UDP-glycosyltransferase activity. Lineage: Eukaryota; Viridiplantae; Streptophyta; Magnoliopsida; Fabales; Fabaceae. The record is from RefSeq and is a predicted model, not a curated record. The transcript is spliced from 3 exons.